AUGUCGCAGCCGAAUCAUUCGAAUCCGAAUCCACAAGUGUCGCAGGGUAAUAUUCAGUACGUUUCACAAAAUCAGGUGAACACGACAAUCCGCAAUGUGCAGCCGGUUACGUCGAUGACAACUCCUAGCACUGGGCCGACACAAAUGGUGUACAUGACGAAUCCGACAAACGCGCGGCUAGUGCAGCCAGGCGGCCAAAUGGUCCGAAUCGUGCGCCCGAACUACCCGAUGAGCCGCCCGAUUCAACGCCCCUAUACUUCACAAGGACAAUCAAUCGUCAACAGCGAGGAAACCACCAAGCUAAUGCCCAAAUCAAAGAUGCAGGCGCUCGCACGCGACGUUGAGCAAAACUCAAUCCUGGAAGACGACGUCAUGGAGCUGCUCCAUCGCCUGGCAGAAGACUUCGUCGAAAACGUCGUUUCCGGAUCGUGCACUUUGGCCAAGCAUAGACGCUGCACUACACUAGAUGUUCAAGACGUAAAAUUAGCUUUGUACAAAAACUGGCAAAUGCAAAUCCCAGGCUUCACAGUCGAGGAUUCCAAAAAUCGAAAGAGCACCGGCGAGGCGCACAAGCAACGCAUGCAGCUCAUCCGCAAGACUCUGAAAAGAUGA
Messenger RNA from Oikopleura dioica, 612 nucleotides. Lineage: Eukaryota; Metazoa; Chordata; Appendicularia; Copelata; Oikopleuridae. The record is from the annotation of a GenBank genome assembly.